Plasmodium cynomolgi strain B is the source of this 2682-nucleotide messenger RNA. RefSeq lists its product as hypothetical. NCBI's taxonomy places the organism in Eukaryota, Apicomplexa, Aconoidasida, Haemosporida, Plasmodiidae. Bases 1 to 2682 code for a protein of 893 amino acids. The transcript is spliced from 2 exons. The record is from RefSeq and is a predicted model, not a curated record.
AUGAUAAAAUGUGUAAGGGGCAGAAAGCAAAGGAAGGUCCUUUUUUUCUGGUGUCAUAAGAGAAGCGUAUUUGUGCCAAGUGAGAGGGAUGUCGCAAAAUUAUCAGCGAAGAGCCUAGGCAAUUACGCAUUCGACAUUUUAAGAAUAUCGAACGAAAAUAAAGCCAUGUACGAAAUGUUUAAAAAAAGAAUAAACAGUGAAAUAGGUUCAUUUGACGCAAAAGAUUGUUAUAGGGUGUUAAAAUCUUUGGAAAUAAACAACAAGCUGAAUGAAGAAGAAGAUAUGACAUGCAAAUAUUCAAUCAAAGAGAUAUGUGACAUUUCUUUUUUAUGUUCCAAGUUAAAUUUGGUGUACAUUCCCCUGUAUGCAUCGUUAUCCAUUUCGUUUUUGAACAAAAUAAAUUUGGCAACUCCUGAAAAUUUAUCCAUUUUAAGUUUAAGCUUUUGUAAAGUUCAAAUAAGAGACGUAAAUCUGUUUAACCGAAUAGCCAUUGCAACGUUGAAUUUGCUAUACAUGUUUGACGUGGAGAAUUUGGUCAAUGUGUUGAUUUCGCUUGCCUUCUUGGACAUUAAAAAAGACAUGCUAUUGUACUCAUCUGUGGAUAUUUUUGUAAAAAAUCAAAACAAGUUGAAUGGUGAUCAGCUGGUAAAAAUUGCACACGUAUAUUCCAAGUUUGACUUUGUAAAUAAAGACAUAAACUCCAUACUUGUGGGGAGAAUUCCCGCGUUCGUUCCACACUUAAACAAUGUACAGCUGGCCGAGUUAACAAUUUCGUUAAACAGGCUAGGAGUUCACUCGUACGUCACUGAUAAAUUUGUUACCAAUGUGAACUUGUCCCACUUAGCAUUCCCCAUUGCCAUAAAAGUGAUCAAAAUAUUGUCCAGCGUAAACCGCGCACACAGCGUUAACCACGUACUCAGCGUAAACAGCGCACACAGCGUAAACCGCAUACACCGCGUAAACUGCGUAAACCACGUCAACGUAGAGUUUAAGUACGACCAAAUUUUGUCCUGUGUGCAAAAUUUUUUGCUCAUUCAUGGGAGGGGAAAUCACCUGAACGGCAAGGUAAAUUUUGACAUUUUGCACGAUUCUGAAAAAUCUCCCCAUUUAGCUAGCGACAGCAGGAGUGACAGCAAGAGUGACAGCAAGGAUGACGGAAGGAAUGUUUUGCUCACCGAUGUGGUUAGUAACCAAAUGGCCGAACAGGGCACUGAGGGUGGCAAACCCCCGGCGGAUGAGGAAUGGGGGGAGCCAUUUCGACUAGGCCACCUUACGAGUGAGUACAGUCCCAUUCAUGAUGUGCAGAGCCGUUCCCAGUUUUACUUGCCAGUUUUGGAGCGCACUUUAAACAAACCGAAUUCAUGCGGAAGCGAAAUGAAGAACCACGUUUUUUCUGAAGAAGAACUAACCCAGCACUAUCUGUGGUACAAUUUGAAGCAGAAAAUAAAUCCAAAUUCGGUAUGCCAUUUGAAUGUAGAUCUAUUCGAGUGUCUGGUGAAUUUUCUUCUACAAAAUUGUGUAAGUGGGUAUGAAGAAAAAUUAAAAUAUUUUUUAAAUUGCAUAAGUCGAGAAAUUAUUCUUUCAAAAGAGUACUUAAAUUUCAAUUGCCUAAUAAAAAUAUUUUCCGCUUUAUUUAAAACGCCAAUCAUAUGGAACUUGUCACUUUUAAAUUGGAGUUCCAUCAAUUCUGGCAAGGGGAGAAAGAAGUGCCUAUUUUAUAUUAACGAGGAUACCGAUUUUUAUGAACAAUUAGUAGAGCGGUAUUUUUGUAUUUUCCACUCAUCUGAGAAUGCGGAUAAUCACAGCUUGGUGCUGUGCUUUAUUAUGAAUCUGUUGAAUGCUGAGGUGAAGAAUGCGCACAGCUCGUCAAUCCAAAAAUGCUUAGAGCAUUACGCGUUGGUAAGGAGGAAGGGUAAAGACGUACAGGUGGGCUACCCCAUAGAGGACCAAAGUGUGUAUACUUUUGUAGAGUACUUUUACAAGGGUAUCACCCUGUGGGGGGAAAGCAGGCACCUAUUCGAUACAGCUGCGGAGGAAGAAGCGGAUCCACCAGAGGAGAACUCACCCUUGGUGUAUACCUUCCCCUACGCCAUGAGGGACAGCGUGCCAAAUAAAAUUCUGACUUUAGAAUUAUUUGGAAUUGUUCAAAAUUUUACGAAAAAUGUGAAGAUGCACUUUAAGGAGGGCGCGUAUACAAUAUCGCUGUUCGAGUUUGACAACUAUGUGGUUUACUUGUUUUUGGAACCGCUGGAUUUUUUCUACUCCCCUGGGCAAGGCACCGAGUUGGACUUCUUGAACAGUGUGAGUGUGCGGAAUGAACUCAGGGAAGAGGCGCAUGAGUCCGCUGGAUCUUCUGAUGUGAGAAACGCAGGGGAGGUAGGAACCCACUCACUUGGGCUGCCCAAAACGCAGGAAAAGAGCAGUACCCCCCAAGGUCAAAAUGCUCAGACAGAAAAAAAACAGCUCCUUCUAAUUUGCGGCAUGUCUUACAACCCGUAUGAAAUUUUUCAGAACAAUAAUUAUUUCGUUAAGUCGGAGACAUUAGUAAAAAUAAAUUACUUGCUGAUUAAGGGAUACAGCAUAAUUGCCAUUCCGUUUUAUUCCUGGAGGUGCAUGAGUUACGAGGAGAAGGUUGGAUCCAUUAGCGCGCUUCGACAGAGUAUCCUGGACGGGCAGGGUUGA